UUAUAAUAAUUCUUCAGUGUUUUAAUUCGUGGUGGGGGUUUACCUUGUCUGAGCUUUCUAGAGAAAGGUGAAGGUAGAUUAGGUUAGAUAGAUAUCAUCAUGAGUAACAAUAGCAACAACUGGUUGGGUUUUUCUCUGUCUCCGCACCUUCGACUUGAUGAAGGGUUUGGUAGCGUAGAAGAUCAUGAACAAGCUCAGGCUGCUGCAGCAGGACCUGGAGGAGGAGCCUUCUCUCAUCACAAUAUCCCUAUCAUGCCUUUGCGCUCUGAUGGCUCUCUCUGUGUUGUUGAUCCGUUCAGGAGAUCCUCUACUUCUUCUCCACAAGAUUGGAGGUAUGGGAACAUGAGUAUUGUGACUUCAAAUAGUAGUGCAAGCGAGGAGGCUCCAAAGCUCGAGGAUUUCUUGGGUGGUUGUUACUCAAACUCUCCAACACAUGAAACCAAAGUGUAUCCUCAAGUCCAAGAAACUAGAUUAAUCAAUGUUAAUGUAGCACCAAGCUUUAAUGCUGAUGGAGAUCAAGUAGAAACAUCUUCAUCAAGAGAGAAUUUCAAUCACCUAUUCCAACAUAGUUACCAUUUCAAUGGCAACCCAAACGCUAAUGGGAUUUACCACCAUUUGCCUUUUGAGUCGGUUUCAGGGCUGAAGUCUUGGCUAAGGCAACCACCUCCCCAACCUCCACCAAGUUGUAGUAGUGAUCAGGAAAGAUGUUUGAAUGAUCAUCAAGAAACAAAUAUUAAUUGCAACUCCCAAUCACUGUGUCUUACCGUGAGUCCUAGUACUACACAGAAUGGUGGAUUGGCUGCAAUUUCACAAGUGCAACAAGUAGUGAUCGAUAAUCGUAAGCGAUCACAGGUGGGUAAGUCUCCGGCUAGAGAAGCUGUUCCUCGAAAAUCUAUCGACACUUUUGGGCAAAGAACUUCUCAGUAUAGAGGUGUUACAAGGCAUAGAUGGACUGGGAGAUACGAGGCACAUUUGUGGGACAACAGUUGUAGAAAAGAAGGACAAACAAGGAAAGGAAGGCAAGUUUAUCUUGGGGGUUAUGACAAGGAAGAAAAAGCAGCAAGGGCUUAUGACUUAGCUGCCUUGAAGUAUUGGGGUCCAACAACUCAUAUAAAUUUCCCUCUGACUACUUAUGAGAAAGAACUGGAAGAAAUGAAGAAUAUGACCAGGCAAGAGUUUGUAGCCAACUUGAGAAGGAAAAGUAGUGGGUUUUCAAGAGGAGCUUCUAUGUACAGAGGAGUGACAAGGCACCAUCAGCACGGGAGAUGGCAAGCUAGAAUUGGAAGGGUUGCAGGGAACAAGGACCUCUACCUUGGCACUUUUAGUACACAAGAAGAAGCUGCAGAAGCGUAUGACAUUGCAGCGAUUAAGUUCAGGGGAACAGGUGCUGUCACCAAUUUCAAUAUUGGCCGUUAUGAUGUUAAGAGAAUUUGCUCGAGCUCAACUCUCAUUGCUGGUGAUCUCUCCAAACGUUCUCCACAAGAAUCUGCUCCGGUUGCCAUGGAGGACUAUAAUUCCUGUGCCUCAUCAGCAUCCUCUCAACCGCUCCUUGCAAUAACCGGCAGUGAAGCCUCUGACGGAGUAGUGACUGAUCAUACGGGUUGGAGUGCAAGUACAGAUGAACAGAACCAGCAGCACAAAAAUGCUACCACCAGCAACGAGGCAUUAUUGCUAGCUGCUUGGUGUACCAAGAAUAACACGAACCCGCAAAGCCCAAAAUGUCCUAUUGGAUUAGCUAAUGAGUUGGUAACUGGUACCGGAGACUAUUCUCAAGCGUUUUUCUCGUUGCACGGACCAAAAUAUGAAGAUACUAAUGGUGGGAGCGAUCAUGGAAGUAUUAAUCAAGCGGAAAAUUUGAGUUUAGAACAUCAUUCCCCAAUCUUUGCAUUGUGGAAUCAGUAGUAAUUGCGUUCCGAUUCGAUUGUAACAAGAUACGAUUGUAACAAGAUAUGUAAGGUGAUUGCAGUCAAAAGCUAGCUAGCUGCACUUGUGGAAUUCUAGAUGAUAGAAAAUGUAGUGACUAGGGAUAUUCUGGAGUAUAGUAUGCCACUUUGGUUUCGUUGA
Tripterygium wilfordii is the source of this 2064-nucleotide messenger RNA. Its product is annotated as AP2-like ethylene-responsive transcription factor AIL1. Bases 100 to 1902 code for a protein of 600 amino acids. NCBI's taxonomy places the organism in Eukaryota, Viridiplantae, Streptophyta, Magnoliopsida, Celastrales, Celastraceae. The transcript has 9 exons. Gene Ontology annotation, molecular function: DNA binding; DNA-binding transcription factor activity. Gene Ontology annotation, biological process: regulation of DNA-templated transcription. The record is from RefSeq and is a predicted model, not a curated record.